AUGGAUGAAGAAAAGAAAAAAUAUUUUAAACUCAAAGAUUUUUUAAAUUCGCCAAUAUCUAGCCACACAAACAUAGAAAUAAACUUGAGAGACAUUUAGAUUGGUGAUAAUAGUGUUUUAAAUCUCAGCUUAGCUUUAGCAAAGUGUAACAAUCUAUCAGUUUUGACUCUCAAAUUAGAUUAGCAAGAAUUAGGAUAUUCAGGUGUAUAAUAUCUAGCUAAUGCGAUUGCAAAAUGCACUAAUCUUACAACUUUAAAUCUUAAUUUUAAUUAUAAUAAAAUUGGGGAUAAAGGACUAUCUUAUAUAGCACAUACUAUAGGAAAGCUGAUGAAUCUCUAAAUAUUGGUACUCUAGCUUGAUAUCAAUCAAAUUUGUGGCUUUGGUAUAUCAAAUUUAGGCUCUGAAUUAGCUUAAUGCAAUAAAUUAUCAAAUUUAACACUUUAUCUAAGUGGUAAUCAAAUUGCAGAUUAAGAUACUUCUAAUUUGUUUUCUUCUUUUACAAAGUGCAAAAAUCUCUCAUCUUUGACACUUGACUACUAUUAAAAAUUGUUUUAUGAAAACAACAAGUUUUUCAAUUUAUUUUUUUAUGAAAUAUUAAAGUACUCCUUACUUGUGCAAAGCCUUAAAAUUGUGUUCUCAUCUUUCAAAUUUAACUCUUGGCCUAAAUUAUGA
Messenger RNA from Tetrahymena thermophila SB210, 672 nucleotides. RefSeq lists its product as hypothetical. The transcript has 8 exons. The record is from RefSeq and is a predicted model, not a curated record. Gene Ontology annotation, biological process: nucleocytoplasmic transport; activation of GTPase activity. Gene Ontology annotation, molecular function: GTPase activator activity; small GTPase binding. Gene Ontology annotation, cellular component: cytosol; perinuclear region of cytoplasm; nucleus. Lineage: Eukaryota; Ciliophora; Oligohymenophorea; Hymenostomatida; Tetrahymenidae.